AUGGCGGAUAGACCAAACAAACUCGCCUUCCUCUCAAUGCCAGCACCCCCCGGUUACGUCGCCGGUCUAGGUCGAGGUGCAUCAGGAUUCACCACUCGAGCCGAUAUAGGUCCUGCUCGACUCCCCGCCUCUACCUCCUCCAAGCCUUCUGACGAUGCUGCUGGAUCCGAUGCUGGAUCAGACGAGGGCAACGGUGAAGAAGAGUCUGGUAGAUUUGACGAUCCGGAAAACGAAACAAACCUAUUCGCCGGCACCAUCUACGAAAAAGAUGACGAAGAAGCAGAUCGAAUCUGGGAGUCUGUCGAUGAGCGAAUGUCUCAACGUCGACGAAAAUUUCGUGAAGCACGCCAACGAGAAGAGCGAGAGAAGGCUCGUUCAGAGAAGCCCAAGAUCGGAGCACAGUUUGCUGAUUUAAAGCGAGGAUUGAGUGCGGUUACGCAAGAUGAAUGGGCCCGUCUUACAGACAGUGGCAGUGUGACGGGGAAGAAAAGAAAGGCAGCGGCGAAGAGGGAAGCGAGGAAUACGAGGAGUUUUGCGAUCUCGGAUACAAUUUUGGUCGGGAAUAGGGAUCGAAAUGCCGUUCAAUCUGCACUAACGGAGGAUCAAAUGGGGGAAGGGGAGGGCGAAGGAGGUAUGCUAACCAGUCUAACCGAGAUAGGAGAGGCAAGGAAUAAGAUCCUCUCCCACCAACUUGAUGCUGCCUCUUGGAGCACCUCUGGUACGGCGACUUCGAUUGAUCCUACGGGCUAUCUUACUCAACUUUCCUCGUCUAACAUCAAGACCUCUGCUGAGAUUGGCGACAUCAAAAAAGCACGCUCUUUGCUGGAUUCGGUGAUCAAAACCAACCCCAAGCACGCUUCAGGAUGGAUUGCAGCAGCACGAGUCGAAGAAGUCGCUGGAAAAAUAUCCAAGGCCCGUAAGAUCAUCACGCAAGGUUGCCAACAUUGUCCUCGCUCCGAAGAUAUCUGGUUGGAAGCAGCUCGACUGAACACGAAAGAAAACGCCAAAGUCAUCCUCGCCCGCUCCAUCCAACACGUCUCGCAAUCGGUCAACAUCUGGCUUAAAGCCGUCCAACUCGAAUCCGACCGGGAAAGCCAAAAACGAGUGCUGCGUAAAAGUCUCGAAUACAUCCCCAACUCGGUGCAACUUUGGAAAGAACUCGUGAAUCUCGAAGAAAAUGCGCAAGACGCACGGAUUCUCCUCUCUGGAGCUGUAUCUGCUGUGCCUCUAAGCAUCGAUCUCUGGCUAGCCCUAGCAAGGCUAUCCCCAGCGGAGCAAGCGAAAAAAGUGUUGAACGAGGCGAGGAAGACGAUCCCUACCUCGCACGAGAUUUGGCUUGCAGCCGCACGACUAUUGGAGCAAGUGGAGGGAGAUGGUGGUAAAGUGGACAAGACUCUUGCUGCUGCGGUGAAGGCGUUGAGGAAAGCAGGGGUUGAGUUGUCAAGAGACCAAUGGUUGCAGGAAGCGGAAAGGAUGGAGAAGCAAGCAAGCCCGAUGGUUUGUAGUGCGAUUGUCAAGGCGACUGUUGAGUUGGAUAUUGAAGAGCAGGAUAGGAGCGCAGUGUGGGUUGAGGAUGCACAGUGUGCUUUGCAGAGAGGUUGUGUGGAGACGAGUAGGAGUAUCUUAGCUUAUACCUUGAACAUUUUCCCGCAUCGGCCCGCGAUUUGGACUCAGGCUGCCAUGUUGGAGAAGCAGCACGGUACACGACCAAAGCUGGAGGCCUUAUUGGAAAGCGCGGUUAGUCAUUGUCCCAAGGCAGAGCAACUUUGGCUUAUGUACGCUGGGGAGAAGGCCGAUGCAGGGGAUAUUGGAGGAGCGAGAAGUGUACUCAUUAGAGCCUUUGAUGCGAAUAUCGGAUCAGAGAAAAUCUCGCUUGCUGCAGCGAAGCUAGAAUCGGAGAAUGGACAAUUGAUUGCAGCAGGCAAACUGUUGGAGAGAGCAAGGGUGGAAGUGGGAAGCGAAAGGGUAUGGAUGAAAAGUGUUGUGUUUGAACGAGAUCAUGGAUCCCCCCAACGAGCGAUGGAGUUGGUGCAAGAGGCGAUGACCAAAUUCGCAUCUUUUGACAAACUCUAUAUGAUUGCUGGUCAACUGCAACCCCUUCUCCACCCAUCUGAUCCAACGCAAGCGGUACAAUCUGCCAGGGAACACUACUCCCGCGGGAUAAAAGCAUGUCGACACUCCAUCCCACUCUACCUACUCGCUAGCCGACUUGAACACCAAGCUGGAUCGACAAUCCGCUCCCGAGCGAUCCUCGAAAAAGCGCGUUUCCACAACCCGACCUCUGAAGAAAUAUGGUACGAAUCGAUUCAACUGGAACAUCGAACAUGCUCCUCGUCAACCCAAGCCUUCACGCUGCUCUCGCGUGCUCUUCAAAUACUACCCACAUCUGGACUACUAUGGACGUUAGCCAUAGCAUUUGAACAUGGAUGCGGACGAAGAAGGAAAUUGGCUGAUGCACUGCGAAAAACGAGCGACGAUUCGAAAGUUGUCUGCGCUGUAGCACAGCAGUUCUGGCUGGAAAGCAAAUACACACAGGCAAGGAAAUGGUUUCAGAGAAGUACACAGGUAGAUGCAGAUAACGGCGAUGCAUGGGCAAUGUGGUAUCGAUUUGAACUCGAACAAGGCGACCAAUCGAGCACAAUGGCCCUCAAGGAACAAGUGCAAACAGCGAAUCCCAGACAUGGCAUCGUUUGGCAGAGUGUAGCGAAAGACCCGAGGAACAAUGGCCUGCGGACGGUGCAAGUGUUGGAGAAAGUGGCGGACAAGAUGGUCCCUCUCAAGUAG
Molecule: messenger RNA, 2784 nt
Organism: Ustilago hordei
Lineage: Eukaryota; Fungi; Basidiomycota; Ustilaginomycetes; Ustilaginales; Ustilaginaceae
Product: putative pre-mRNA splicing factor prp1
Exons: 1
Coding region: 1-2784 (927 amino acids)
Biological process (GO): mRNA splicing, via spliceosome; spliceosomal tri-snRNP complex assembly
Cellular component (GO): catalytic step 2 spliceosome; U4/U6 x U5 tri-snRNP complex
Molecular function (GO): protein binding
Source: RefSeq, a predicted model, not a curated record